Molecule: messenger RNA, 3834 nt
Organism: Manduca sexta (tobacco hornworm)
Lineage: Eukaryota; Metazoa; Arthropoda; Insecta; Lepidoptera; Sphingidae
Gene: Sf3b3
Product: splicing factor 3B subunit 3
Exons: 16
Coding region: 178-3834 (1218 amino acids)
Biological process (GO): mRNA splicing, via spliceosome
Cellular component (GO): nucleus; U2 snRNP
Molecular function (GO): U2 snRNA binding; protein binding
Source: RefSeq, a predicted model, not a curated record
CUCAAAAAUGCUCUCUUUUGAUUGGUUAAUCGUGCCGAAGCGCAAUGGCGCAUUUGCCAUCCGCCAUUUUGCCAUUGAUUGGAUGGGAAAAGCUGGUGCCGGAACAUAGAAAUUCUAUCAAGCCGCAUCGCGGCUUCUACUGUGUAAUAUUGGAAGAACCGGGCUGACUCUUCCAAGAUGUAUCUGUACAAUUUGACUCUACAAGGCUCAACAGCCAUCACACAUGCUGUACAUGGAAACUUUUCUGGGACAAAACAGCAAGAAAUCGUGAUAUCACGUGGCAAAAUCUUAGAGCUACUUCGUCCAGAUCCUAACACCGGCAAAGUGCACACCUUGAUGAAAGUGGAGAUAUUCGGGAUAAUUAGAUCUAUGAUGUCAUUUCGACUCACAGGAGGCACGAAAGAUUACAUUGUAAUUGGCUCUGAUUCUGGACGCAUUGUGAUUUUGGAGUACAUACCCAACAAAAAUAUUUUGGAAAAAGUUCAUCAAGAGACUUUUGGGAAGUCGGGAUGCAGGAGAAUUGUGCCUGGUCAAUAUUUAGCUAUAGAUCCUAAAGGAAGAGCUGUUAUGAUUGGUGCCAUAGAGAAACAGAAACUAGUAUACAUAUUAAACAGAGAUGCAGAGGCGAGAUUGACUAUUUCCUCUCCACUUGAAGCGCACAAGUCAAACACUUUAGUGUACCACAUGGUGGGAGUUGAUGUGGGAUUUGAGAACCCCAUGUUUGCCUGUUUGGAAAUAGACUAUGAGGAAGCAGAUUCUGAUCCAACAGGUGAAGCAGCACAAAAAACACAACAGACACUAACAUUUUAUGAGUUGGAUUUGGGACUGAAUCAUGUUGUCAGAAAAUAUUCUGAGCCUUUGGAAGAACACGCUAAUUUCUUAAUCACAGUCCCAGGAGGCAAUGAUGGACCAUCUGGUGUGCUAAUUUGCUCUGAAAACUACCUCACAUACAAAAAUUUGGGAGACCAACAUGACAUCCGAUGUCCUAUACCAAGGCGGAGGAAUGAUCUUGAUGACCCAGAGAGGGGAAUGAUCUUUGUAUGUUCUGCCACACACAAAACCAAGUCAAUGUUUUUCUUUUUGGCUCAAACUGAACAAGGAGACAUAUUUAAAAUUACAAUAGAGACUGAUGAGGACAUGGUGACUGAAAUUAAAUUAAAAUAUUUUGACACCGUCCCAGUUGCAACAGCCAUGUGUGUGCUUAAAACUGGGUUUUUGUUUGUGGCCUGCGAAUUUGGUAACCACUAUCUGUAUCAAAUUGCCCACUUGGGUGAUGAGGAUGAUGAGCCUGAGUUCAGUUCAGCCAUGCCUUUGGAGGAGGGUGAUACAUUCUUCUUUGCACCCAGACCUCUGAGAAAUUUAGUACUUGUUGAUGAAAUAGAUUCACUUUCCCCUGUACUAGCAUGUCAUGUGGCAGAUUUGGCCGGUGAAGAUACACCUCAAGUAUACCUAGCUUGUGGGCGUGGUUCCAGAUCGUCAAUACGAGCACUCAGACAUGGUUUAGAAGUGGCUGAAAUGGCUGUGUCGGAACUGCCUGGCUCACCAAAUGCUGUGUGGACAGUCCGAAGGCAUAAAGAUGAGGAGUACGAUUCGUACAUCAUAGUAUCGUUCGUAAAUGCCACACUAGUGCUCUCUAUCGGCGAAACGGUCGAGGAAGUGACUGAUUCUGGGUUUUUGGGCACAACCCCCACAUUGAGCUGCCACGCUAUGGGGAACGACGCGCUGGUGCAAGUAUAUCCCGACGGCAUCAGACACAUUCGCGCAGACAAGCGAGUCAACGAGUGGAAAGCGCCCGGCAAGAAGUCUAUCGUCAAAUGUGCAGUCAAUCAAAGACAGGUCGUGAUUGCACUCACUGGCGGCGAACUGGUUUAUUUCGAAAUGGAUCCUACUGGUCAACUUAAUGAAUAUACUGAGAGGAAAAAACUGUCUUCAGACGUGUCGUGCAUGGCACUGGGAUCGGUAGCGAGUGGCGAACAACGAGCGUGGUUUUUGGGCGUGGGCCUUAACGACAACACUGUCAGAAUUAUUUCAUUAGAUCCAUCGGAUUGUUUAUCACCUCGUUCGAUGCAAGCGUUGCCGGCCGGCGCCGAAUCUCUGUGUAUUGUGGAGCAACCAUUCGAGUCGGGAACUAAAUCUGCACUACAUUUAAAUAUUGGACUUAGUAACGGCGUAUUGUUGAGAACUACACUAGACUCUGUUAGUGGCGAUUUGGCGGACACAAGAACAAGGUAUUUGGGAUCAAGACCAGUAAAGCUAUUUAAAGUCCGUGUACAGGGGACUGAAGCUGUUCUCGCUGUCUCUUCGCGCACAUGGCUUGGAUACCACUACCAAAACCGUUUCCACCUCACGCCACUGUCUUAUGAAUGUUUAGAGUAUGCAGCUGGUUUUAGCUCAGAGCAAUGUACGGAGGGUAUUGUGGCUAUCUCGUCCAACACGCUGAGAAUUUUGGCACUAGAAAAGUUGGGUGCUGUUUUCAAUCAAACAUAUCUCCCAUUAGAUUACACGCCUAGAAAAUUUGUUAUCAACACUGACAACAACCACAUCAUUAUUCUCGAAACUGACCACAACUCUUACACUGAGGAAAUGAAGAAACAAAGAAGAAUACAAAUGGCAAAGGAAAUGCGUGAAGCGGCGGCAGACGGAGGACCAGAAGAACAACAGCUGGCAAAUGAAAUGGCGGACGCUUUCCUUUCUGAUAUACUCCCUGAAAAUGUAUUUUCUUCACCCAAAGCUGGUGCAGGUAUGUGGGCGUCGCAAAUCAGAGUGGUAGACAUGGGUAUCGGCGGUGGGCAGCCUAACACGGUGUUCAAAGUGCCGCUGGAACAGAACGAAGCGGCGGUGUCUCUGUGUAUCGUGCGCUGGGCUGCACACGCCGACCACGCGCUGCCACACCUCGUAGUCGGCGUCGCCAAGGACAUGAUACUGUCGCCACGCUCUUGCACUGAGGGCAGUCUACAUGUAUACAAAAUUUAUGGCACCACAGGCAAACUAGAAUUAGUCCACAAAACACCCAUAGAUGAGUACCCAGGCGCUCUAGCUGCAUUUAACGGCAAGCUGCUUGCGGGAGUCGGUCGAAUGUUGCGAUUAUACGACAUCGGCAGGCGAAAAUUACUACGCAAAUGCGAAAACAGACACAUUCCAAAUCUUAUUGCUGAUGUUAAGACUGUUAGACAAAGAAUAUACGUAUCAGACGUUCAAGAGUCAGUAUUUUGCCUAAAGUACAAAAAGAGAGAAAACCAACUGAUAAUAUUUGCAGAUGACACUAAUCCUAGAUGGAUCACAAAUAGUUGUAUAUUAGAUUACGAUACUGUCGCAAUGUCUGAUAAGUUUGGUAAUGUGGCUGUGAUGAGACUCCCGCAGUCUGUUACUGAUGAUGUGGAUGAAGACCCCACAGGCAACAAAGCUCUUUGGGACAGAGGUCUUCUGAAUGGUGCAUCACAGAAAGGCGAUAUAGUAGUAAACUUCCAUGUCGGUGAGACAGUGACGUCGCUACAGCGAGCCACGUUAAUCCCUGGCGGUUCUGAAGCUCUAUUGUACGCAACCGUCAGCGGAUCGCUAGGAGUAAUGCUGCCCUUCACGUCGAGGGAAGACCAUGACUUUUUCCAGCACUUGGAGAUGCAUAUGAGGAGCGAAAAUUCUCCACUGUGCGGACGAGACCACCUUUCGUUUAGAAGUUACUACUACCCUGUAAAGAAUGUGAUAGACGGCGAUUUGUGUGAACAGUUCAACUCUCUGGAUCCCGCUAAACAAAAGGCAAUUGCGGGAGAUUUGGAGCGGACUCCUGCUGAGGUGUCCAAGAAACUAGAAGACAUCAGAACAAGAUACGCUUUCUAA